CGACUGAAACCUUUUCUACGAUAGAUCACUCCUGGACGAAUGAGGGACGACACCGUCUUAGGCAAUUGUAGGUCAUUUCUUAAUACAUCCAUGACGUCAGCUAGCGUACGUUUACCAUAAAUUAAGCUACUUUGCAGAGUAUUCAGGUGAUAUUGAGAAUACACGUUGAUGCAAAGACUAUUUACUACGGCGGCCGACAAGAGCAGACACACUGCAAAUUAAAAAAACAUAAAUUUCACAACACAUGCGUUGCAUUUAGAAAACGGAAGUGUUUCCAGAGCACGGCUUGGACUCGCUCGUUGUCGUUAGCGACUCGUGAAGUUAUCGAAGUCGGCCCUUGUAUCAUCCUUGGUCCUUGGUUCGUUACAGGCUGCAGUCCGUCUGUCGCCACUGAUGAACCUGGUUAUUAUCUCUGAUUAAACUGCAGUUUUCCAACAUUUCUUUUCAAACUCCUUCACGUUUACCUUCAUUUUCGGUUUCGAAAAUGUUUUACAAGCUUUUUCUUUGAAGCUGCUGCUCCCGCGAGCUGCAGAUCGGACUGCGCAAAGCGGAGAAACGGUUCAAACGGAAUAACGGAAACAACGAACGGAUGAACUUUUUAGCGUCCUCUGGAAACACUCGAGUUGUCGUUUUGGAUUUGCAGCGUGUUUUCUAAAUGCUGCGCGUGUUGUCAAAUUGAUGAAGAUGUUUUUUCUAUUCGCAUGUGUUGUUUUAAGAUGGCGGCCACCGUAACGUUCUGGUUAGAGAAGUGAUGAAGCACGACAGAGUGCGCCGACAUUGUAAAAAUCAUGAAAAUGUAUUUCCAAAAUUAUGAAUUUGUGUGAAUGGGUUUUACAAUCUGUAGGACAUACGACGGCCUCUGUCCUUGACCUCGGUUCAGAUAAGGAAAAACAACACACAGCAAACAUUUCAUGGGCAAAAAUAAAGAGGAAGAAACCUCAGGAAGAGCUGCAGAGAACUUUUAAUGUCUGUAUUACGCAAAAGCCACCGUUAAGAGUUUAUAAAAACUUGGUUGUUCUAAAACAAAGCUUUGGUGAGCGCUGAGCUAACGCUAAAGCUAGCUUCUUGGGGUUGGUGACUCUACAUGAAGUGUGUUAGCUACCAUUAGUCCUGUCAGCUACUUCCUUUCAUGAGAAAAACACUAGAAACGUGUAAAGAUUUGUUGUAAAAAUGUGCAGCUAACAUGUUAGCUAACGUAGCUAACGGAAGUCUGGUUCCCUCAACAUUCGAGAUGCAGGCGUCGAUUCGGACGCCUGGAAAAGUUCGGUCAGUUCUGUGUUGUAGCGGUCACACGGAGGACGUCUUUUCUUCUUCUGCGGCAGGUAUUUAUUCACACCUCUGCUACCUGCGCGCUGCUUGACCGCCAAUUGUGUGGCCGUGUUUGAUUGCGCCCUCGCACGUUCAAACACACAAGCAGAGCUUUGUGGUGCAGCUCUUUGACUGCGUUCACUGACAAACUCAGUAUUUACCAAAUGAAUCAGAGCUGAUGAUGAUGAUGAUGAUGAUGAUGCUGGAGGAGGAGGAGGGGCGUGUUAUCCACUCUGCUUUCUAAUUAAAGCCUCGGACGAGGAGAGGCGGAGUGAGGAGGAGAAAGCAGAAGCUUCUGCAGCCUCUGGAAGAACAGAGAAGCUGAAGGUCAGGGGAGAAACCCCGAGAGACCCUUCGGCCCCGAAACAGACACUUCUGAGUCACAACUCCACCGAAGAAACCCGACAAGACGAGGGCCGAGAGGACAGCCGGGACGAGGAGGACAGCCGCAGAAACUCCUUCUUCUUACCAGAGACAUGGUUUCAGUCCGACCGAGAUUAGAUUAGAUAGAUCGAUCGAUCAGAGGAAGGACAAAUGAAGGAAACCUCAGAGAGUGAGAAGACUUGAGUCCGGUGAAGGAGCUGAGAUGAUGCCAGAGGAACCUGAACCGAUCCAGCUCAGCCAGAAAUAGCCUUCAUCAUGGGAUUGAGCCAAGCCUCCAACAUCACUCCAAUCAUCGGUUUGGCGGCGGCGGCAGUGGUGAGCAACCAUCCCAACACCUCUGGCACCUCGCCCACCUCGUCCCUCCCUCCGUCGUCCUGCAGCAUCGACGAAUCCUACAAGUACGUCUUCCUGCCCGUCUGCUACUCGCUGACCUUCCUCUUCAGCCUCACCCUCAACUCGGUGGUGCUGCUGCGCUCCUGCCGCCACCACGGCGGUGGCGGCUGCUGCGGUGGGGGCGGCUGUGGUGGCGGGCGACGCUGGAACACCUCUCUGAUCUACAUGGUGAACCUGGCCACCACCGACCUGAUGUAUGGCCUGUCGCUGCCCUUCCUGGUGGCGAGCUACGUGAUGAGGGACCACUGGGUGUUCGGGGACUUCAUGUGCCGCCUCGUCCGCUUCCUCUUCUACUUCAACCUCUACUGCUCCAUCUUCUUCCUCACCUGCAUCUCCGUGCACAGGUACCUGGGGAUCUGCCAUCCGAUAAGGACCAUCACUCUGGAGAGCAAGCGGGUGGUGAAGGGGACCUGCGCGUUGGUGUGGGUAGUGGUCUUCAUCCUCACCUGCCCCAUCUUCAGGUUCGCCCAGACAGGAUACGUCCAGCGAGGAGGCGGUGGGGUUGUCAAGCCUGGAGGGGCGAGGGAAGGCGGGAACAGUACUGGAUCUCAGUUGGAGGGCAAGGAGGGAUACAUGAACUGCUGGGACGACGCCAUCGAUAAGGAGUUUGCCGACUACGUCCCAUAUGGCAUCGUCCUCCACCUGCUGGGCUUCUUUGUGCCCUUCGUCAUCAUCGCUUGGUGCUACUCUCAAGUGGUCAGGACGAUAUUUCAGACCCUGCGCUCCCCUCCCAGUUCGAUAGAGGGCGGGGAGGAUGGUCCGGUGGGAGACGGGGUGACAGAAGGAGUUAGAGACAAGGAGAGAACCUCUGUCUCCUUCUCCGGAUCGCAGUAUUCGCACUACAUCCGGAGGCGACGGAAAUCCAUUAAAACCAUCGUAACCAUCACACUGCUGUUUGCGCUCUGCUUCCUGCCUUUCCACGUGACCCGGACGCUGUUCCUGCUCCUGCGGUGGGGGCGGCUCGGUGGCUGCAACCUCAUGAAGACCGUCUCCAUCUGCUACAAGGUCACCCGGCCGCUGGCCUCCUGCAACGCCUGGCUCAACGCCCUCCUCUACUUCCUGACGGGGGAUAAGGGUGCCCCCUGCUGCUGGCCGGCAGAACCCACCAUCCGCCGAGACCGCCGGAGCGGCUCCCUCUGGUGGCCGCUGAAAAUCCUGAAAAAAGAGGGAGUGGCAGAAGAAGACCAGGAGGCGGCCGAGAAGGUUGAAAGGGAGGUGCACAUGGAAAAUGAGUCCAAGUCUUCAAGGGUCAUCUUCUAGAAGGUUUUAGUGCUGGUUUUCUUUAAAGACUUCAAGUCCAGCAGUGAAACACAGAGCUGCUCAGUAGUGCUGGGUAUUGUUUGAAAUUGAAAAUCGAUAUUAGUCAUUAAAAGAGCUCCAGUCAAAGCUCAAACGAUGGAAAACCAUGUCAAAAACAUGAUGGAAAUAUGACAUUUCAUGUAUUAAUGCGAGGAAGAUUACAGCCUCCUCAUCGCUCCACGCAGAUCUGAUGACUUAAAACGUCCACUGAAGAGACAAAAACAAUUGCGGCAGACAGAUCUGAUACUUGAUAAAUGUUUAAACACAAGCAGAUGCACAAGAUAUUUAAGUAAAAUAAUUUUAAAUUUGGCAGAAUUGUGAUGCACAUCAGGAAGUGUCUGAUCAAAGAACAUUUUGAAUCUGACCAGACAUUUGAUGCCAGAUUUCGACUCUUAGUUCUACGAGCACAUUUCUGUAUUUAAUACCCAUCACUACUGUCUGACUGUCUCAUAUCAACUAUGGGCAAGUCAAAUCAGUGAGAAACACACAACUCUUCUCUAACACGAACUAGUCGUGCUGUUUAGCUCAUAGCUCCUGCAGUGAAUAUAAAACAGAAAGAGCAACAUGUCCUGAAUCAGAACUGUGUGGAGCCUGAUAGAGACGAUGUUUUAUUUAAAUCAACUGCCCUCAAAUUACUUGUUCACUAAAUAACUCAAAUGACGUUUUUUUGUUAUCUUAAUUUAGUAAUUUGUGCCUUGAAUUGCUCACUUCAUGUCCUCAGAAUUCCCAUUUGUGCCCUUGAAUGAAUGAAUUUUCUUAAAUUAAUAGAAUUAUCACCUUCAUUUGUCCCCCGACACUCUCAGCGUGGACCGCUUGGAUUCAACCCGGCUUUAUUUUGAUUUUGGAUUGAGAUACGUGGAUAUACUUGUGGUUUUGGCUGUUACACACAUACUACACUCGUUCUAAGCGGGUUUGGAGUAUGUAGUGUGUUUACAUUGGACAUGUGGCUAAAUGAAGUGUACUUAAAUCAGUGUGCAGAUUCAAUAUGUUCGAUUUUUGAGUGUCCCGUCGAUGUGCACUACGCAGUGCAGUGGUGGUGAAGCAGCUCCACAAAGAUCUUGGAAAACAAUUACAAGUAUUAAAUCUUAAGAAAGACGUUUUUCUGUCUCUUUGUGACGUUUAAUUGGCAGUGACAUUUCAAAGUAAUUUCCUGUUCGUAUAAAAUGGUAAAGUAUGUUGAGUUUUUUGUGUACUAACUGUUAAAAAAAGUAAACUAUGAAGAUUAGUAUGUAGUAUGAAUUUGGGACACGCUGAACAUUGGUUGUGCUUCAUUUUAGGGCAGAAAUUAUUUUUUUUAUUAUAUUCUUAAUCUUUUAAAUAAAAUUAAAUAAAGAAACUUGUGUAAAAUGCUCUAAGAGUCCAAGGGGGACGUCUUCAGAUGUCUUGAUUUGUCCGACCAACGGUCCAAAACCCAAAGAGAUUCAGUUUACUGAUAUAAAACAGAGAAAAGCAGUAAAUCAUCACAUUUUAGACGCCAGAACCAGCGAUCAACCCAUUAACUUAUCAAUUAAUAGACUAAUCUUUUCAGCACUACUUUACUGCUACCCUCCAGAAGACAGGAGGCGGCAAAUUAUGUAUUUUUGAGGGCACAAAUUAUUGUUUUGAGAGAAUCAUUUGUUAAAUUUCCGCCUGAUAAACUCAAACGAAUGAAAUAAAGGCUCACUUCUGUCCACGUGAAAUCAUUGUCACCCGAGAGGCUUAAAGGGGAAUGACACCUAUUUUAAAGACCGAUUUCACUCCUCCUCCUGCCGUUAGCCAGAAGCUAGAGCUGACCUUUGACCCCUGAGACACCAACUCUGUCGAGCAUUAACGUGUUGCUGACAAACCUUAGCUGAAUCAGUCCUGGAACAUGUAAUUAAUAAGUAAAUUAAAAAAAUAUAUAAAUGUGGCACUCCCCUUUAAAUGUCUUGUAAAACAGUGAAUGGCGGCCAUGUUACUGACCUGCGCUGGUGUCCGAACGUGUUUCCUGCUUCAUGUGUUGUUGUUGUUUUUGAGCUCAGGUCAGUCUGUGAUGUCAGACCUCGUUUUUUCGACUCAUGUAUUUUGACGUUUUGUGGCACAAUAUCUGGAUUAAAGUCUGCUGUUGACAUCA
This is a messenger RNA of Siniperca chuatsi (mandarin fish), 5476 nucleotides long. RefSeq names its product P2Y purinoceptor 3. Gene Ontology annotation, molecular function: oxysterol binding; G protein-coupled receptor activity. Gene Ontology annotation, biological process: G protein-coupled receptor signaling pathway. The coding region runs from base 1948 to 3345 and encodes 465 amino acids. The record is from RefSeq and is a predicted model, not a curated record. Lineage: Eukaryota; Metazoa; Chordata; Actinopteri; Centrarchiformes; Sinipercidae. Gene Ontology annotation, cellular component: membrane. The transcript has 4 exons.